AUGAGCCUAACUUCACGCCUAUCGAACUGGUUCUUUUCAGACAGCUCUGUCGGAAAUACUGCCAUCGAGGCCCAGCGCAAUGCCUACUCGGAACCGGACUUUGAUCUCGACGGCGCACGACAGAAUAAGCGGCUGCGAACAAUGGAGAGAUUGGAGAAGGAGGAAGCCGAUCUGGAGCUGAAGAGACCCCCCUACACCCACUCGAUGCUUGCCGGUGGAAUAGGCGGCACGAGCGGCGAUAUUCUCAUGCAUUCACUGGACACCGUGAAGACAAGACAACAAGGAGAUCCUCAUUUCCCACCGAAAUAUACCUCAUUGUCCGAUUCCUACGUCAAGAUAUUCCGGCAAGAGGGGGUGAGAAGAGGGCUGUAUGGAGGCUUUACAGCGGCCAUGUUGGGGUCUUUCCCCGGCACGGUUAUAUUUUUUGGGUCAUAUGAAUACUGCAAGCGACAUAUGCUAGAUCGUGGGAUUAAUCCAUCCAUAUCAUAUCUCGCAAGUGGUUUUCUCGCCGACCUUGCGGCAUCCAUUGUGUACGUUCCAUCCGAGGUGCUGAAGACUCGAUUGCAGCUGCAAGGUCGCUAUAACAACCCUUUUUUCAAUUCUGGAUACAACUACAAGUCAACGUGGGAUGCAGCCCGGACAAUCGCUAGGAGAGAAGGGUUUGGAGCGUUGUAUUCCGGAUACAAAGCCACCAUCGUCCGGGACCUUCCGUUCUCAGCACUGCAGUUUGCAUUUUACGAGGAAGAACGCAGAUUUGCUCAGAGUUUCAUGGAUACUCAAGACAUUGGACUCAGCCUGGAAAUCUUCACUGCAGCCUCGGCGGGUGGCGCGGCAGGAGUCAUAACCUGCCCACUUGAUGUUGUGAAAACGAGGACUCAAACUCAGAUCAAUCCCAACGGCGCGAAAAACAGCCAGACUUCACAUCUGGAGAAGACAGUCAAGAGCAGCCAGAAAUCGUGCGCCAACAAGCAGACGCAGACAAGAUUGAUCCAUUCGGGACCUCGAACGGUGCCUCAUUCUACUCCCACACUCGACACCUCGUCUGUGAUAGAAGGGCUGCGCAUGAUCUACAAAACCGAGGGUGUUGCGGGCAUGUUUCGUGGGGUAGGACCCAGAUUUGUUUGGACGAGUGUACAGAGCGGAACGAUGCUUGUCCUGUACCAGUACUUAUUGAAGCAAAUGGAGCGGUUUCAGUCUCAAGAAGGAGCAGGAGUGAUCUGA
Molecule: messenger RNA, 1221 nt
Organism: Fonsecaea erecta
Lineage: Eukaryota; Fungi; Ascomycota; Eurotiomycetes; Chaetothyriales; Herpotrichiellaceae
Exons: 3
Coding region: 1-1221 (406 amino acids)
Biological process (GO): magnesium ion export from mitochondrion
Molecular function (GO): magnesium ion transmembrane transporter activity
Source: RefSeq, a predicted model, not a curated record